AUGACCACUCCCCCCAAAAUUCAAUGCAUCCUACAUCACCAUAUUUCUUCAGCCGCCGUUUCCCUUGACAAAAUGGAAAACAGAUCGAACGACCUUGACCGACAAGAGCUGCUAAGACAUCUCUCAACAGUCCCUGCACAUACGAUUCUCCGCCAUUUGCAAGAGGACACAAUCAUGGAGAUCGCCGCCAAGUGCUUCAAAGACAAAACCGACGAGAGCAACAUGACACGAUAUCCGGAAUCACACUCAAGUCUCCAUUAUCUGGAACUGCAGCGAGCCUUAUCCCUGAAGAAGAGCAACAGCAACCAGGCUGGAGAUCGCGCAAAACGGCCAUUGAACGCUUUCAUUGCUUUUCGAAGUUACUACGUGAAACUAUUUCCAGAGUCGCAGCAAAAGGCGGCCUCGGGCUUCCUCACCACGCUCUGGGGUAAAGACCCAUUCAGGAACCGCUGGGCAAUGAUUGCGAAGGUCUAUUCUUUUGUUCGCGACGAAAUGGGCAAAAAGAAAGCUCCAUUAUCCUCUUUCCUUAUGGCUGCUUGUCCGGCCAUGGACAUUUUACCCCCGGAUGAGUAUCUUCGCGUACUCGGAUGGGCCGUCGAAGAUACCGAGUAUGGCACCAAAAAGCUUGUUCAAAAAGACGAACUUCGAGCUCCCAAAGAAACCACCAAAACAUGCCCAGACUCCGAGUUGGAACUUUUCCAAGGAAUGAUAGAGCUGGGCUACAUGCCAGAUGAGAGUAUUUUCUUGUUUGAGGCCCUUCUGGCUCGGGAUAGCCGUUCCACUCUUACUUCGACAAUCUCCAUCGCGGAGCGCGCCGCAAUCAGACCUGGUCAAGAGCAAACCCCGCGGAACGUCACUGAGAGUACCUCAUUGUAUUCACAAGAACGAUAUUCUUUCCAAGCAGACGGUCCCAUCUACACCCCAAGCCUGGAAGCCCCAACGCCUUACUGUGCGACGCCGUCUUGCUCAGAAGAGAUCACGACACCGUCCACUUGCGCCUCUAUAUCCACCCCCCCAACCCAGCCCGCGGCUCUCCUUCCUUCCGCCUCGACUCCGUCGCACUCUCUGGGCAUACCGUCUGCUGCGACCAUUUCCACUGCCGAGCCCGCGGCAGCAGCGGCCGCAGACUCUUACUUCCGCCCCUACUAUUACAACUUUGUCGCCGACGAUUCUGUUGCUUGUUCACCUGCCUCGUCCUUUGCCGGUGAUAGUGGCUUUGGCGGCAACCUCACUUCUCAUCCUGGCUACAACACAGCAGCCUCAUCAACAGCCGUCCUGAGUUUGGAUGGUGUGGCGGACCAUCAAGCCUUUGACAUUGACUGCCCGUGGGAAAUUGACGCUAUCCUGAGUCAAUGCACGCAAGCACCAACAACAAACCGACUCUUUGCUCUUUCCAGCAGCCCCGAGUAUGACCCGCACGAGGAUUUCCACUACACGUUUUGA
Messenger RNA from Akanthomyces muscarius, 1443 nucleotides. RefSeq lists its product as uncharacterized. Bases 1 to 1443 code for a protein of 480 amino acids. Gene Ontology annotation, molecular function: DNA binding, bending. The transcript has 3 exons. NCBI's taxonomy places the organism in Eukaryota, Fungi, Ascomycota, Sordariomycetes, Hypocreales, Cordycipitaceae. The record is from RefSeq and is a predicted model, not a curated record. Gene Ontology annotation, biological process: positive regulation of mating-type specific transcription, DNA-templated. Gene Ontology annotation, cellular component: nucleus.